Stylophora pistillata is the source of this 3262-nucleotide messenger RNA. RefSeq lists its product as uncharacterized. Gene Ontology annotation, cellular component: plasma membrane. Lineage: Eukaryota; Metazoa; Cnidaria; Anthozoa; Scleractinia; Pocilloporidae. Gene Ontology annotation, biological process: hormone-mediated signaling pathway; activation of adenylate cyclase activity; adenylate cyclase-activating G protein-coupled receptor signaling pathway. The record is from RefSeq and is a predicted model, not a curated record. Gene Ontology annotation, molecular function: protein binding; G protein-coupled peptide receptor activity; protein-hormone receptor activity.
AUCCAACAAUCGGUUAAAGGACCUGCCUAACGGAUCUUUUAAUUCGCUGCGCUACUUACUUCGUCUUGACUUGUCCUAUAACCUACUGGAGCAAUUGCCUUUAAAAGCUUUCCAUAGUAACACAUUUCUAUUCGAGCUAUUUUUGAACAACAACAAUUUAAAGAGUUUGUCCAAAACUCAACUGCCUUGCCGGGACCCCUGUAAUAGCACAUUUCAAAAUUUAACCCUGGACUUCAACAAACUGGAGACGCUGUUAUCUGAUCUAUUCGAGGGCCAAGAGUUAGUUGACCUUUGGCUGGGAAACAACAACUUAAAGACAUUACCUGAAGAUCUGUUCAAAGGGCAAAGUAUUUUGAAAUAUUUGCGGUUGGUCGGCAACCAGCUAAAGACGCUACCUCUCAACAUAUUUCAUGGAUUGACUAACCUGGAGGAACUGGACCUGUCUUACAACCAGCUGCAAAACUUGUCUCGAGGCGUUCUAAGCACAAAUACUGAGCUGAGAGAAUUGGAUUUGUCAAACAAUGAGAUUAAACAUCUGCCUUUGGAUGUCUUCGGCAACCUAACUAAAUUGAAAAAGCUCUUUCUGUCUAGUAACAGAAUUCAACGUCUGCCGCAUUUCAACCAUCUCUCCGAGAUAGAGACAUUAUAUAUGGAUAACAACAGCCUCGCAAAGCUGUCGGCAGAUCAAUUCUACGGCCUGUCCAAGCUGAAAGACCUGAGGUUUCAUUUCAAUAAAAUCCGCGAGAUGUCCAAUGAACAAUUUAAAGAUGUCGCACCAACUAUACGAUUCCUAUACUUUCAUUACAACCGAAUGCGCAGGCUACCAGAAGGAUUCCUCUCGAAUAUGCCAUAUUUAAUAACAGCGACUGUAGACACCAACAUGAUGUGCUGUCAAUUAACGAAAGAGGACGCGGAUUCCGAUUAUGUCUAUGUGGACAGCUUUGCCAGUUGUGAGACAAUGUUCAGAAAUCGAGCCCCUAGGACAUGUAUCUGGGCGAUAGGAAUCAUGUCUCUGGUUGGAGCUAUAUUUGUCAUCACAUGGCGAAUGGUCUUCAGGGAGAAAAAUAUUGUACAGCCAAUCAUGUUGAUUCACUUGGCGGUAUCUGAUGGGUUAAUGGGUAUUUACCUCAUCACCAUAAGUUGGAAGGAUGCGAUAUGGGCAGGCCAAUAUCACUUGCAUGACUAUAGCUGGCGAACAAGUCUUGCAUGCCAGAUAAUUGGUGCAAUCGCUGUGUUAUCAAGCGAGGUCUCACUGAUGCUUCUUUCUCUUAUCUCUGCUGACAGGCUGAAAAAUAUUGUGUUCCCUUUCCAUGUUGGUGGACUAACCAACAAAGCCACUCAUGCUUUGUGCUUUAUUAUCUGGAUUAUCGGUUUCAUAAUUGCUUUUCUUCCCACCAUUGGCAUUCAGUAUUUUAGAGCCCCUGCUGGAGAUGAUCACUUUUACGGCAAAUCUGUUGUGUGUCUCCCACUUCAGCUCUCUAAUGAUAAGGCACCUGGUUGGGAAUAUUCUGUUGUUGUCUUCGUUGGCUUGAAUUUGACAUUUGUUGCCUUUGUCGUCUUGGCCUAUCUUGCAAUAGUUAUAAACAGAUAUCAGGUCCAGGCAAUGUCAGCCAACACCCAGCGAGAGACAGCUCUUGCCAAACGGGUGUUUUUCAUCAUCCUGACUGACUGUGUCUGCUGGAUGCCCAUUAUUGUGAUUGGACUCCGGUCCAUAGUGGAAAAGUCGUUCAGUACAUCAGGAGAUCUCGCCGUGUGGAUUGCAGUGUUUGUUCUUCCACUCAACUCUGCCAUUAAUCCGAUUCUAUACACCUUGUCCACAACACAGGUUCGAGACGUUCUAAAAGCAAAAUGGCAACAGCUGUGCCGUUAUUUCGUGGCAAAGUGUGGUCGAACCAAGAACGGAGAAGGGGGGAGACAUACAGGUACUGUGCAGACUUUGGCGAUGAGGGCACUAAAUACUGCUGGAGGGGAGGAGGGACCAAACAAAGAAGCCUUGGAGGAACCUGAAAAAGAGCAAGCGGAGGUUCCCAAACAUGAGGACCCAAGGGUAGAACAUACUGAACCCCAAGAUAAAGAACCACAGGACAUAAAACGCAAAAAACCUCCCAAGCCAGGACAGCCAGAAACUGAGCCUUUUGAGUCCAAUGAGCAAAUCACAGCGCAGCCGAAGAAAACAAGGACUGAAGAUCAUACAAAGUCCCAGAACGAUGCUGCUGCAAAUUCACAGUAUGAGCAGCAACAUGCAGAUUUUUCUGGGGAAGAAGAGCAAAACCAAGGAUUAGACGAUGACAAUGACCGCUCAGAAGCCCAAGAAACUGCGGAAGCUCCGCAGACAAAAACUGAUGGGGAACUCUCCGAGACAAUGAUGGACACAGCUCUGUAGUCAGUAACUACCUCAAGUUACACCUGAAUGAGUUGUCCCCAUAAAAAUUACGUACUCUGUGUUUGCUGUAUACCAGGUUUCGCCUCAAUCUUAGAGCUUAAUAUUCAUUAAGUCAUCAGGCUCACAAAAGAUUAACAGUCCUCUGAAACAUAAAUCUUUAUCAGUGUGUUCCCUCUGAGGGUGUCCCGAGGCAGAGGUUCCUCGGAGACUCCGUAGUGAUCAGAUUUCUUGAUUCUCAAUAAGUCCUUCAAAUAAUUUCUGAGACGCGUUCUACUUGAAUGUGUAACGAAGGAAAUUUGCACUGAGAGAAGGCAACCAAAAUUAUCUUUUCCAUUGGAUACAGCAGGAUUGCCCAUUAAUAACUUUAAGAAGGUACCAGAAGUUAUUGAAAUACCCUUUUAUCCAAUCUAAAAAUCUUGUCAGCGAAAAAGGCUUCUUAAUGUUUCAUUCCCUCCAAAGUCUUCAAAAGCGUAGUGUUUGUUCUGCAGCCGAUUCCGGAUCUCGACCAAAGGUAGCUAGGAGUUCAAAGAUGAUGUUUGAAGCAACAUCCUUUAAAUGCCACUCUUUGUUGCUCACUUUAACUCGACAUUCAUCUGUCAUGAGUACUGCUGUACAGCUAAGUUAGCACUCUCGCAACGGAACUCAAACGUAGUUCUAAAACUCACAAUAAACCGAGCAAAGUGACGAUGGUAACGAACUGCAAAGUUUAGUUGUCUAAUAACAGAUUUUAAACUGGAGUCUUGGCGUCCUACGAAUGUUGAAAUUUACCAAUCCUCACCCCUUAUAGUGGACAGAAAGCACAGGAUUCUAGUAAGCGCUUCUGAUUGACAACAGUAGUAUAAACUAUGAGUAAAUAUUUAAGGCGUACCAAAAAAAAAA